AUGGCUUUAACACGUAAAAAUUCUAAUAUUUACAAUUUUCCUUGGUCGUCCUCGUCAAAGGGCAAAGAAGCUCAGAAAACAUCUCAUUCUUCUGCACCUCAAGAUAAUCUCGACGGAUCAACGAGUUCCAAAAUAAUAGAUCAAAAAAAUGAUUUAACGUCCGCGGGCGAUUAUGAUCACAGUCUAGGCAAUAAUAGAAACUUAGAUGAGGAUUUGGAAAGAGGAAGUGAAACAGUAGGCACCGUUAAAGAAACACCAUUACCGAUUUUCCCGUUGCUUGUGUUGAGUAUGGUGACGUUUUGCGAACCCAUGUGUUCGACUGUUAUAUUACCAUUCGUGUAUUUUAUGGUAAUCGUUCGAGAUUUUCAUUUGACCGAUAAUGAAAAAGAGAUUGGGUAUUAUGCUGGUCUAAUAAGUGGGCUAUGGCUUCCAGAAGUCUUCAAGGGAAAUAUUGGGGUGGCAAAAAGUAUGCUUGGACCAAUCAUUGGUGGAUAUUUGUCGCAUCCUGCUGAUAAUUUUCCAAAUAUUUUUGGUAAUGAGUUUUGGAGAUAUUAUCCAUAUUUGUUGCCUUGUCUUAUUUCAUCGUCAGUUUCAGCUACUGGAUUGGUAAUUGGAUAUUUCAUGUUACCUGAAUCGCACAAAAUUGAUCAGGGAUCUGAAUAUAAGCCUGAGAGUGAACCGUUACUUAAUACGAAACAGAGUAAUCAUUCGGAUGAUAUUGAGUCUUCUUCAUCUUUAUAUGGCACUAUUGACCGUAAUGAAAUAGAUUGUAAUAAUCUUUCUAAUAGACCUAUGGGAGGGAAGUGCAAUGGAAUUCUCAUUGACGAUGAUUCAACAUUAAACAAGGAAAGUGAAGAUAAUUCCGUAGUAAAGGCAACGUAUAAUCAGAGAUUUCGUAGUCUUUUACGCGAUAUAUCCCCUUCUAUUCCACCUCUCGUCUCCUAUGGAAUAUUGGCUUUAACAAUAAUCUUUGACGAAGUAUACUCAAUAUACGCAGUAACUCGACUUUCUGAUGGCGGUCUUGGCUAUCGAUCUCAAGACCUUGCACUUAGUUUGACAAUUAUGGGUUUCGUGGCUUUAGCCAGCCGAUCUUUUAUGUUCACGGUACUCAGGAAGCCUGCACGAGCAUAUCAAAUCGUGUGGUUCCUUUAUAUUCCUGUUUACGUGAUGUUUCCAUUAAUAAACACACUUAAGCAGUCAUUCAAUUGUUAUUUUGAUUCUGAGUUAGCCAGCGUUGUGUGCCCUGAUCAGGGAAAUUUAACGAAUGAACGUAUAAUUUGGUAUAUAUUACUGAUAACGUUGGGUGUGCGCUACUUUUUGAACGUUUUCGGAUAUACAAGUAUUUUAAUUGUAAUUACGAAUUCUGCUCCACGAAAUGUUCUUGGCACAGUCAAUGGAAUAGGGCAAACAAUAGCAUCCUUUGCUCGUGCUGUUGGACCCGCGUUAGGAGGAGCUCUUUGGACUUGGUCUUUGAAAAAUAAUCUCGGAUUCCCAUUUGAUCGACAUUUUGUUUUCAUUGUGAUGAGUGUAGCGGCGUUUAUUGGAUGGUUACAAAGUUAUAGGAUAUCACGCAAGUUUUUCGAAUUUUAA
Messenger RNA from Ambispora leptoticha, 1590 nucleotides. Lineage: Eukaryota; Fungi; Glomeromycota; Glomeromycetes; Archaeosporales; Ambisporaceae. The record is from the annotation of a GenBank genome assembly.